UGGUAGGACAGUUAUACCUCAUAUAGCAAAUUUGAACUAUUCCUGAUUUACUGAGUAAUACAAUGGGCUCUUCAGCUGGUCUUGAAUUCCCAACGGGGUUCACCCUACAUCAAAUUACGGGUCCUGAAGAACUAGAACGAUGGAAUCCCUCACUCACCCAACUACUUUUAUCCUGCGUCAACGAUGACCCUUCUGCAUCCUCGAUCGGCUUCCACGCACCUCUCUCCACCACCAAAGCCACGGAAUUCUGGUCCUCGCAAUCACCUCAACUAUUCGGCCUCAACCCCAGAGCUGCCCUAUUUGUGCUCGCCCGUGACACCACCGCAGUCGGAACGAUUUCGCUCGUAACCCAUCCCAAGGAAACUCAUGCUCACAAAGUCGAAGUCGGCAAGCUAUUGGUUUCCGCAGCAGAAAGAGGUCAUGGACUGGGAAGGAAGCUAAUGGAGAUGGCGGAGAGGUUUGCAAAGGAGGAAUUGGGUAAGACUAUGGUGUUGUUGGAUACAGCUUCGGAUACGCCGGCUAGGGGGUUUUACUUGAAGCUGGGAUAUACGGAAUGGGGUGUUUGUCCAAAAUAUGCUGAGAGUGCGGAUGGACAUUUGCAUGACUGUUCAUUCUUCUACAAAUUUCUUGGCAACUAG
Fusarium odoratissimum NRRL 54006 is the source of this 638-nucleotide messenger RNA. RefSeq lists its product as uncharacterized. The coding region runs from base 63 to 638 and encodes 191 amino acids. Gene Ontology annotation, molecular function: acyltransferase activity, transferring groups other than amino-acyl groups. The record is from RefSeq and is a predicted model, not a curated record. The transcript has a single exon. Lineage: Eukaryota; Fungi; Ascomycota; Sordariomycetes; Hypocreales; Nectriaceae.